Messenger RNA from Nicotiana attenuata, 3314 nucleotides. RefSeq names its product DDT domain-containing protein DDR4. Gene Ontology annotation, cellular component: RSF complex. NCBI's taxonomy places the organism in Eukaryota, Viridiplantae, Streptophyta, Magnoliopsida, Solanales, Solanaceae. Gene Ontology annotation, biological process: regulation of DNA-templated transcription. The record is from RefSeq and is a predicted model, not a curated record. Bases 522 to 2783 code for a protein of 753 amino acids. The transcript is spliced from 12 exons.
CUGAACCAAAGUUGUUAAAUACAUUCACAAAUCACAACACAAAUUCCAAUUCCGAAAAAGUUCCUAAAUUUACCGUUCCAGUCCUAAUUUAAUCCAAAUUCACCAUUCCAGUCACCAAAUCCCACGCCACUCUUUCCCUUUACCCCCCAAAAUAUUUUUCCCAGAUAUCCCUAAAUUCUCUUUCUCCUCCUCCCUCUUCCCCCAAAAUUUUCUCUUUCCCUCUCCCCAAAAACAACACACAAUUUCACACACCCACAAGAACUAAACACACCAAAGCUCAAAUCUUUUUUCUUAUUAUUACCCAUCAUUAUUUCAAGAUUAUUACCCAUGUUCCAUUUUCUUGGAUGAUGCUUUCCUUUUCUUACAGUAGCAGUAGCAGGAACCUCUUCCUAGAUAUUGCAGCUGUCGAUAAUAUUUCAAAAUUUUCUUGGCCAAAACCCCAACUUUUGUUCAAUGCAACCCCACGAUCUCCACCUGUAAACCCUCCCUAGACAAUCCCUUCUCCGAUCCCCCUCACUAUCAUGUCCGACCCACAGCCCUCCUCGAUCCAACACGAUACAAACAAUACCCACUCGGAAAACAAAGCUGAAAACAACUAUAACAACAGUAAUAGUAAUAGUAAUGCUAAUAACAGUAGUAGUAAUAAUAAUAUAGUUGUCAGGAGAGAGAGACCGGCGAGGGAGUGUACGAAAAGGGCAGCGGCGAGGUUACAGGCGGCAGCAGCGGCGGAGGCGGAGGCUGCUGCUGCAGUGAGGAAGAAAAAGUCUGGAGUUAGGAAAGAAAGGUUAGCGGCUAGGUUAUUGAGGGAGGAGGAGGAUGAGGAGGAAAAGUUUCUAGAAGGUGAUAAUGAUGACGAGGAAGGCGAAGAAGAUGGGUCGCCGUCUUCGUCGAGGCAACAAUGCAGCAAGAUUGUGACACAGCUUGUGGGAGAGCCCGAGCCUUCGCAGUUGCCACGGUGGAACCUGCGGUCCAUGUGGCAGUUAGCUUCCAUAUUGAAUUUCUUGAAUGUUUUUAGGCCUUUGUUGAAUAUUAGAGUGGAGUUCUCAGCGGAGGAAUUUGAAACAGCAUUGAUUACUCCAAAUGACACACUUGGUGAUAUACAUAUGCCAUUGCUAAAGGCAAUUCCGCCAGUUACCCGAGUGGCACUUGGACACAAUACAUGGAUUACGGUUUUGUGCAGGAAAUUAAGAGAUUGGUGGCAUUGGGUUGCUGAAGGGGAACUACCUAUAGUUGCGUCACAUGGGGCUGAAAUUGAAGCUUAUAAUGCACUAGAUCCUGCAGUCCGGGUGGUGAUUUUGAAAGCACUAUGUGAUAUUCGUGUUGAGCAAGAAGAUAUUCGUAACUACAUAGACGACUCCUUGAAACAAGGUGUUCGCCUUUCACUUUUCCGAAAAGAACGUAUUGGCGGUGAUUCUCAUGGAAUUUCGUACUGGUAUGAGGAUGAUCCUGUCAUUGGGCAUCGAUUGUACCGAGAGAUUAGAAAGGUUGAAGUCAAGAAAGGGAAGGGCAAGAAUGUUCCGGCAAUACCUCACUCAUGUUACCAGUGGGAAACUGUUGCAACUAAUUUCGAUGAAUUCGGGGAUGUUUCGGAGAAGCUAUUCUCGAGUAAAAAUAGAACGGAGGCUUCUGUUGGAAAGAAGUUGAAAAAUGACAUGCUUCCUGAGGUUGAGAGGAUCCACAAGAGGAAAGAGAAAUUGCUGAAGAAACAACAUAGACAGGCCUUGAUGCUUGAUAACAUGCUAAAUAUGGAUGGUCUUGGUGGUGGACGCGCAUUGCGGGGUAGGAAGCCUGUGACCUACACAUUUGAUGAUUACGAUCGGUCAAUUAAUGAGGCUAUCAAGCUAACCAAGAAGAAUCAACCAUCCCCAGAACCUACUUUGAGGAGAGAAGCUGCUACGAAGCAUGAAACUUCUACAAAUGGUAGAUUGGGUAGUCCACCACACUUGUCUCAACAUGUGUCUUUCAGAGUGCGUUCUCCUAAAUCACCUGAAUACGAUGAAUAUGACGAAGACAAUGAAGAUGAACUAUUAGAUCGAAGCAAUCGUAGGAGGCAGAGACCCCAACGCUAUUCUGCAUCAGAGUUUGUUGAAGCAAUAUCUGAAAAUGAGGCAGAUCUUGACAGUGAUGAUGAUAUAAUGGGUGAAGCAGUAUAUGAUGAAGAAUAUUUAAGGAAACGAAAACAUCGGAAGGUGUCAAGUAGCUCGGAAGGAGAUGAUGAGUACAACUGGGAUGAAGAAAAUCCUGAAGAUGAAGAAGAGGAGGAUGAAGAUGAAGCAGAUUCCCUAAGUGCCAGUGACGAGAGCGAUGAGCCACGGAGAUUUAAGAAACUGCCCGGUCGUACAAGAAGAGAAACCAAGUUGAGGUCAGUGGGCAACCUUCAGUCAGGUUUAAGACGCAGUAACAGGGCAACCAGAAACCGUAUCAAUUAUAGCCAUUUAGAGCUGUCAGAAUCUGAGACCGAGUCAAUGAAACCUGAGAAGUCAAAUGGAUCCGAAGAGCAAUAUGAUGCAAGUGAUAAUGCUGAGUUCUCGAUGGGAAGUGAAAACACAGAGGAAAACUAUGACAAUCAGGAGGUGAAAACUGAGCAACCUGUUGAUGUACCAUCUGAGAUGGAAACAACAGAUCAAAACAAUGUACCAAAGAGAACAAGCAGUCCAGAUCAAGAUGAUGUUGAAAGUGGAGGGAAAAGGCGCUUUCUUGAUCUUAAUGAGCUUGCCCCAGGUUCUGGAUUUGAUGAUGGUCCCAAUUCAGUGAUGAAAGAUGAUGGUCCAGAUGACUUUUGACGUUUUGCUCUGAGAUCCUGUUGCUUGUAGUUUGGUCUUGCAAGCUGAUUAUCUGAUAGUUAACUCUGGAAUUUUUUUGGUCCGCUCCACGAUGGAAGCAAGGAGUUUCCCCCUGGUGAAUUUUGGCAACUGUGACGCAAUUAGUUUACCCCAAGGGGAGCUUAAUCAGAACUGAGAAAAUUGUGUAGAUUGAGUAGUCAAUUUUUUAGCAUUUCUACAUUCACCUAUGAAAAAUGGUGGGGGAAUUUGGAGAAGAGUUCUCUUUCUUGUUCGCUGUACAAUAACAUUAUAACUAAUACUGUAACAGAAAUAUCACUUCUAGAUGUUUAGAAUCAUUAAUUUAGUGAGGUGCUUGGUAUCAUUUCUCUCCGCAGUCGCUCAGUUCGGAUGUUGAGCCUGCUGAUAGUAUGACUGAAUUCCAGCAAGUUUGUAAUGCUUGUCCCGGUAAUGUUCUCCAAUUUUGGGUUUGUGCUACUAAAGCAGUUUGAUAAUCUUAUAUGUCCCACGCCGGCGCACCAGUAAUGUCAAAUA